Molecule: messenger RNA, 1032 nt
Organism: Dalotia coriaria
Lineage: Eukaryota; Metazoa; Arthropoda; Insecta; Coleoptera; Staphylinidae
Product: general odorant-binding protein 72-like
Exons: 5
Coding region: 130-561 (143 amino acids)
Molecular function (GO): odorant binding
Source: RefSeq, a predicted model, not a curated record
UCACUGAAGUAAUCAUUUUUUGCUUGUUUCCUUGAAUUUGGUAGUUUGCAUUUGAUAUAUGCUAAAGUUAGGCAACUUUUUAGGCAUUAUCAACCAAAAAUUGAAACAUUUAGCUGAAAAAUCAACAAAAUGCGUGUGGUUUUUGUUGUAUUUAUUAUUAUAAGUGCUUUUAAUGUUGUUUUUGUAUCAUGCGCUGUUACUGAAGCACAAUUAAAAUCAGGUGGGAAGUUAUUACGUAAAAAUUGUCAACCAAAGACGAAAACUUCAGAUGAAUCUAUUGAAAAUAUGCAUAAAGGUAUUUGGGAUGAUGAGCCAACAACAAAGUGUUACACGUUUUGCUUAAUGUCAUUCUAUAAAUUAGUGAAUAAAAAAGGACUUUUUGAAGAGGAAUAUGCGUUAUCACAGUUGGAAAUGUUGCCACAACCAAGACAACAACCUACGUGGGCAUCAGCACAAAAAUGCAAAGAUAAAUCUGAUUGUUGUACGGAUAAGUGUGAAAGAGCAUACGCCAUGAUGAAAUGUGUAUAUUUCGAUAAUCCAGAGAACUAUUUUGCUCCCUAAAUCUACCAAAAAAGUCGGCAACCAAAUAUACACCAAACCAACAAACGCAUUCUUUCAAAUGACAUUUGGGGGACACAUCAGAGAGUCUUUUUCAUCAUCUAUCAAUAUAAUUACUCCCACUCCUAUUAAUUUGAUUAAUUCAUUACGAUUACUGCUCCUAAAUAGUCCACAGCCACAAAUAUAAAGAGAAAACAAUACAUUCGAAUAAAAACGUACAAAAAACGACAUCAAUAACACUGAUAAGACUAACAAGACUAUUUAGAAAGGGAAAAUACACUAAUAACACUAAUAGUAACAAACAUAACUAGAAAGUACUAAAAGCAAUUCCAAAAUAUAAACAAUUUCAACCACACACACAAUUUUUAACACAUUAUGUACAUCAAUAUAAAAUAAUUAAAUUUUAUAACAAUAUCGACAGAGAUAAAAUUAUUAUUGUUUGAAUUCGAGAAUAAAGGUUUGUUUGUGGAUCAA